Thlaspi arvense is the source of this 2004-nucleotide messenger RNA. The record is from the annotation of a GenBank genome assembly. NCBI's taxonomy places the organism in Eukaryota, Viridiplantae, Streptophyta, Magnoliopsida, Brassicales, Brassicaceae.
AUGACCGUGGAAGCACUUAAAAAAAUAGGUAAGAAGCUGAAGAAGCAAGACUGGGAUUUCGGCGAAGAUCCUUGCAGUGGAUAUGGAAACUGGAGUGUUCUAACUAAUCCUCUUAUCCGGAGCAGUGUCAUCUGCGAUUGCCAGCAGUCCAGCUUAUCGUGUCACGUUAUUGAAAUCGUUUUGACGUCGCAGAAUUUAACAGGCAUUAUCCCCCCAGAGUUUUCAGAGCUGCGUUAUCUUAAAUCUCUGAUCCUUGACCGUAACUGUCUUACUGGUUCAAUUCCAAAGGAAUGGGGUUAUAUGCAUUUGGAAGAGUUAUCUUUUUUGGGGAACCGAUUGUCUGGUUCAUUUCCGGAAGUGCUAACACGCAUCACAUCGCUCCGAGUUCUAAACCUCGAAGGAAACCAGUUUUCAGGACCAGUCUCUCGUGAGAUUGGAAAGUUGGUCUAUUUGGACGAACUAUAUCUCUCUUCCAAUUCUUUCACUGGCCCUUUGCCUGAACAAUUUGGACAGCUCAAGAACCUGACUCAUUUAAGGAUAAGCGACAAUAAUUUUACCGGACGAAUACCAGAUUUCAUUGGAAGCUGGAGACACAUAAGUUGGCUGGAGAUGCUUGGUAGCGGUCUGGAUGGUCCAUUACCUUCUAGUACUUCGUCCCUGACCAGCUUGGUCAACCUCCGGAUUAGCGAUCUAGGAGGGAAACUGUCCUCUUUCCCCGCACUGAAGAAUUUGAAAUCUCUCCAGAUACUGGAGUUGAGGAGGUGCAACAUAAUCGGGCGGCUUCCAAUAUAUAUUGGAAAUAUGACGGGACUUAAAACACUGGACCUCAGUUUUAAUCUCAUGACCGGCAAGAUCCCUUCAUCCUUAGCCAACCUGAAGUUAACAGAUUACAUUUACUUGGCAGGAAACAAGUUCACAGGGAGUGUUCCAAGUGACUUUAUCGAAAGAAACAAGCAUAUAGAUAUAUCUUACAAUAACUUCACCAUACCGAGUUCAAUUCCUAGUGGUGAUUGUGACAAAACUAAUAAUGCGAAUUUGGUGGAGAGCUUCUUCGGGUGGAACGAAUCGUAUAAGCAUACCCCUUGUUAUUUCCAACACUUCCCUUGCCUUUUGCCUAAAAGAAAGCAUAAGUAUAAGCUGUACAUAAACUGUGGGGGAGAUGAGGUAAAAGUCGAUCGAGGGAAGAGAUACGAAGCUAAUGGAGAUGGCCAAAGAGCGUCUAUGUUCGUCUAUGGUGCUGACAAGCACUGGGCAUUUAGCAGCAGUGGUCACUUCAUGAACGAUCUUACGGAAGUGGAUGAUUACACCGUGUCCAACACGUCAACACUAUUGGUCGAUGCUUCGUCUCCAAGUUUAAUGCUUUACAAGACCGCUCGGAUUUCUCCUCUCUUGUUGACCUACUAUGGUCUCUGUCUUGGCAAUGGGCAGUACACUGUGAGUCUCCACUUCGCGGAGAUCAUCUUUACCAACGACAGCACAUUCUACAGUCUUGGCAAACGAGUGUUCGAUAUCUAUGUUCAGAGAUGCUGCUGGUGGAACGGGCAAGCCAAUCAUAAAGACAUUCGUGGCACACAUUUUAAACCUCCGGCGCAUCAUCACAAGAAGAAUAUCCUACUAUUAGUAGGAAUCAUAGUUGCAGUGGUAAUCAUCGUUUUGGUUAUCGUUGUGAUAUUCUUAUGGAAAAGAAGGUGUGACAAAAAUGCAAUGGACAGAGGUAUAGUAGACGUUUGGUCUCUUAACAACUAUGCGAACUUCAUAGCCUACGUUUUGCAAGACAGUGGGUGCUUACUAGACCUGGUUGAUCCAGCGCUAGGUUCAGAUUUCUCCAAAGAGGAAGCCAUGGUGAUCUUGAGUGUGGCCCUGAUGUGCACCAAUACGACCCCGGCGCUAAGGCCAAUAAUGUCGCAGGUCGUGAGUAUAAUGGAGGAAAAAACGGCAAUGAAAAGCCUUUCGUCGCACGGCGAAGCCUCCACGAGCCUGAACCCUCACGAGAAUGACAACUGA